Messenger RNA from Paramecium tetraurelia, 1348 nucleotides. RefSeq lists its product as uncharacterized. The record is from RefSeq and is a predicted model, not a curated record. Lineage: Eukaryota; Ciliophora; Oligohymenophorea; Peniculida; Parameciidae. The transcript is spliced from 4 exons.
AUGAGUAAUAAUUUGUUCAACGCUCUCACCUUCUCCGAUAAUGAAGAGGCUCCAGAAUAACCACAAAAAAAGAAUAAAAAACACACCAAUAACGAGUAGGUUAUCCCUGCCGAAUAAGUAGCAAAAGAAAAUACUCAACAUCACAAUCCCGCUCCUAAGACCAAGGGAGUCCCUGCUGAGCCUCAUCCAAAGGAUAGACAAUCAGGCACAGGAAGAGGCAAAGAAUAAAGAAAAGAAGGUGGAGGCAGAAAUAAUUGGGGCAAUUACAAAGAUGACCUUCACGAGGAAAAAUAUGUGGCAAAAGAAAAAAAGACAGGUGAUGGCCAUUAAGAAGUCAAGGCUGAGUAGACAACUCAACCUGUUUAACCACCAGCCCCAGAAAAAACACUUGCUGAUUAUUACUAAUAAAGAGGCGCUAAUGUUGAGGAAGUACUAAAAUAAGUUGAAGUCAAACAAUAAGUUCCAAAGAAGCUUGAUGAAGAGGCUUUGAAGAAGGAAAAACUCUUUGUCAUGAAAACUAGAGAAGACGAAAAGAGAGAACAAGAAUAAAAAUAAAAAAAACAAAAAUAAUAAUAAUAAUCAACAUACAAAUCUGAAUUGAAUCCUUAAGCUGCUGAGUAUUUGGGAUUUACUAAUUAAACCCAAGAAAAGAAUGAAAGAACAGGUGAAAGAAGAGGGGAAAGAAGAUAAUAUGAAUAAACUUCAUAAUAUUAAUAAAAAUAAUAAUAAUAAUAAGGAAAAGGUGAAAGAUAAGAAAAACAAUAAGACUAAGGAUAAUAAAGAGAAGAAAGAUAAGAUAGAGGAGAAAAGUAAUAUAGAGGAGAUAGACAAUACAAAGGAGAUAGAUAAUAUAAAGGAGAUAGACAAUACAAGGGAGAUAGAUAAGAAAGAGGAGACAGAUAAGAAAGAGGUGAUGGAUAAAAUAGAGGAGAUGGAUAAGAUAGAGGAGAUGGAUAAGACAGAGGGGACAGAUAAUAUAAAGGAGAUAGACAAAAUAGAGGAGAAAGAUAAAAUAGAGGAGAUGGAUAAGACAGAGGCGAUGGAUAAGACAGAGGGGAUAGAUAAUAUAAAGGAGAUAGAUAAGAUAAAGGAGAUAGAUAAUAUAAAGGAGAUAGAGAAUAUAAAGGAGACAGAUAAUAUAAAGGAGACAGAUAAAAUAGAGACAAUAACACCAGAGAUUAAGAAAGAGGUGAAAAGUCUAGAAGAGGAGGUGAUAGAUAAGAACAGAAGCCAAUAUAAAGAAAACAAGAACAAGGAUUUCAAUUAGACGAUAAAGAUUUCCCAGCUCUAUGAAUGUGAUAAGUAUAAUACACAUAUAGUACAUUUAUAAAUCUUAAUUAAAAUAAAA